ACAAUUAGUGAUGAAAUCAUCCAAAUUAAAGUCUGAUUUUGAAGUGUGAAACCUCCUCCCUUCAGCAGAUGGAUGUAGAAAUGUGUCAAGCUCUGCAGAGACAUUGUGCACGGUGAGGAUCAAACAUCUAAGUGGACGAGUAACAAGUAAAACACAUUUUGCCUGGUUAACACAUCCGUGUUAAAAUAGAAAACUAAUUGAAAAAAGAAAAUAAUUUGUUUAUGAAAAUCUAGCCAUGGGCAUAAAAUUGAGGAAUCACCUAUAAAAAAAGACUUAUCAGGGAAAAAAAGGUACUGCUGUGUUCAAACACAAUGCAAAGAAAUAUAUAAGCGGAUAUGAUAACACAACUCAUUACAUUCUUUAUAAAUACUUUUACUGUGGAGCCGAACUCUACACACGCAGAUGGGUUCAUUUCUCUUGUAUUCAUCCUCAACCAACUGUACACCGCCCGUCUCCUGCUGAGAGGGUGGGUGGGACUGUGCAGUGUCAAAUUACCCUUAAAUUAAAAGACCUGCUCAACGGCCCCCCACUGCCUCUGCACCUCCAUUGGUGGAAGCCAAACCGCUUCGUGCAACCAGCACGUUUCCUGCAGGCAAAUACUUUUUCAAAGAGGAAAUGACAUCACAGCACCAAGGCUAGCCACAAAAAACAAAACAAAACAAAAACACUGGAAAACAGAUGAGGACAAAAUGUCUCUCAGAUGUCUCUUGACUUCGGGUGGCGGAACACAGUUCACCGUGUGACGCAACAACCCACGAGGCAAAAGCAUCCGACCGUGGCUCAGCUUUCGGGUGGCACAGUGAAGUAUGUCGGACGGACAGAAAGACGCUCCACGAGACACAACUUGUCAAAGUGGAGCUGCAGUUUUUUUCUCAAACCCUUUGAUGAGCGAUCUUGAAUCAGACUGGUCCCCAAUCCACGAAGCUGCCUUUAACGGACGAGUCCUCACUCUGCAGAGACUCAUUGCUCAGGGUACGUGUGUUAAUCUGAACACCCUGGACCAGGUGUCCCCCCUCCACGGAGCAUGUUUACAGGGCCACGUGGCCUGCGCCACGCUGCUGAUGGAAAAUGCAGCAAAUGUCAACGGUUCAACAGUUGAUGGACAAACCCCCCUGUCGGAGGCUUGUGCCCGUGGUCAUGUGACCUGCGUGUCGCUGCUCCUUCAUCACGGGGCAACUCCUCUGGGGAGCACACCAACCAGCUCUCCAAUCCACAGGGCUGCAGCCAAAGGUCACCCGGAGUGCAUCCAGCCUCUGGUCGAGCACGGCGCGGACGUAGAUCAGCACAUCGCCCAAUGCGGCUCCCCCCUCAGCGUCGCCUGCUCCAACGAGCAUCUGAGUGCUGUGAGGAAACUGCUUCAACUCGGGGCCAGCGUGAACGGCGCCGUGUCCGGGGACUCGCCGCUGCACAUCGCCGCCGGCCUGUCCAACCCCGAGCUGGUGUCGGUCCUGCUCGACCACGGGGCCGACCGCGGCCUCAGGAACUCGGAGGGCAAACAGCCGGCAGACCUCGCACCCCCCAACAGCCGGGCACAGAGGCUGCUGAGACAAGCGGGAGCAUCUAAUAAUCCGAAUCCAUAAUCCCGCCCAGGAGCGUCUCCUCUGAUGCAGCUGUGUCGGCUGCACAUCAGGAGAACUGUGGGCAAGCAGAGACUGGGAGGGAUUCAAGACCUUCCCCUUCCUACAGAAGUGAAGCAGUAUCUUCUCUACCAAUCCGACCCGGCGGGAGAACCAGCGCACUGAGUAACUCCGGAUGUCACGGUCACAUUGUGAGCUGUAACGUCUGGGUCAGCAGGGGGUGCACUUGCAUUAGUUUGCAGGGAGGAGACACCGUGGCUCGUAGUUUGUAAUCCACCUCCUGCUCUGUUUCACAUUUCCAAACCAACAAACUGAUUCCUCGGAUCAACCGGCACUUUUACGUGGAAGACAGAGACCGUUUUUAUCGUCUGAAAAUGUUGUUAGAGAUGCAUACAUCAAUGGAGACAUUUGAUUACUAUGAAAUAAUAUAUAAUUCUACUGGAAUUAUCACACCUAAAUAAUGAAAAGAUUUAAAGAUAAGUAUCAUGAUUUUAUCUGUUAAAUAGAGCUGGAUGGCUGCAAAGAGAACGGAUAGUGACUUUAACACAUGAAAGCUGAGUAGAGAUCAUGCAACGGAGCCGGUUUUCUGUCCUUUCCUCACAUUUUUCCUUUCAUUUUAAAUCGGUUCUCUUUGAGUUCAAAAUGUGUUGCUUUUAAAUUGUAAAUCAAGAAAGGAAGCAUCAGUAAAAUUAUAUUAAAUUCGUAUUAUCUAGUUGUACUUACA
Gasterosteus aculeatus aculeatus (three-spined stickleback) is the source of this 2301-nucleotide messenger RNA. Its product is annotated as ankyrin repeat and SOCS box protein 9. Gene Ontology annotation, molecular function: protein binding. The record is from RefSeq and is a predicted model, not a curated record. Lineage: Eukaryota; Metazoa; Chordata; Actinopteri; Perciformes; Gasterosteidae. Gene Ontology annotation, biological process: protein ubiquitination; intracellular signal transduction; positive regulation of protein catabolic process.